Messenger RNA from Temnothorax curvispinosus, 6158 nucleotides. RefSeq lists its product as uncharacterized. Gene Ontology annotation, biological process: fructose 6-phosphate metabolic process; fructose metabolic process; gluconeogenesis. Lineage: Eukaryota; Metazoa; Arthropoda; Insecta; Hymenoptera; Formicidae. Gene Ontology annotation, cellular component: cytoplasm; cytosol. Gene Ontology annotation, molecular function: oxidoreductase activity, acting on paired donors, with incorporation or reduction of molecular oxygen; heme binding; monooxygenase activity. The record is from RefSeq and is a predicted model, not a curated record.
GAGCUAAUCAACCGGUAUCUGUAAUUAAUUCCACUAUCACUGGAAAAACAAUAACAAGGAAAACAGCAUUUCUACGACAUAUUUAUAGUUAUCGCGAAAACAAUAUGUGUUAUUCCUCGCGUCGAUCGCGGCAGCAAUCACCGACGUCCCCACUGUGCGCUAAAUGAAGAAAAUCUUGUUCCGCGGCCUUGUUGCAGGUCGGUCUUCUGCGUGCAAGUGCAACCGUACCGAGCAAGCACGUCACAAAGUGUUUGCACUCGGUCAGAUAAAAUCGCAAUCGCUCUCGGUGGGAAGUUUACGUUGACGGCUGCAUCUGACCGAGUCACAAUGAUUCCGACUCACAAUCAGUAGAACAAAACGGUUCGUAAAAUGGACACCUGUGCAAUGAUGAAAAAUUUUGCCGCGUCAUCUGUCUAGUUUUUUGAAAUUAAAUAAAAUUUAUUUCCAUUGGAAGACAAAGGCAAGCAAACCUAUUCUUGUUCAGUGGUACGAGAGGCGAAGUGGCAUGUGUCUAUAGAAGGGAUCGUCGAGUCUACGGAAGUAAGAUACGCGCGCCCGUGGAAGAUUGUUCGAUUACGCUCCUCGAUUUGUGAAUGCUGACUAGUUCGACCCACCUCAUUAAAAGACGCUUCGAGCCUUCGAAGGUAGACUGCGUCAUUCUUAUUCGACACAAAAAAAGGAGGAGAAAAAGGGAGGAAAAAAGGGAAGAAAAAGAUCGCGAACGACCAGAUCGAAAGGUAUCCAGCGUCAAAAGCAUGAUACGUGCCAGAUUUUUUAUUCGCGAGAUCAAUGGCUCGCAUUUGUCAUCAAAAGUGCAAUGUCGCGCAAGAUCGGUCGCUUAUCCGAUCGAACAUAAUGAAACGAAAGAUGUGAACAACGAAACGCAAUAUGCGCGGCCGACCAAAGAUAUUCCGGGACCGAAAGCGUUGCCUUUGCUUGGCAAUUGGUUCAGAUUCCUACCAUACAUAGGUGAAUACGGCGGACAAGACACUAUAACGCAAAUGCGGAUGCUGCGUGAUCAGUACGGCGAAAUCGUUAAAUUGGAUAAGAUAGGAGGUCGCAGAUCGGCAAUCUUUCUAUUUUCACCGGAGCUAUGCGAGAAAAUGUAUCGGGUGGAAGGCGCGUGGCCGACGCGGAUUGCUAUGGAGACUCUACACUAUUAUCGCACAAACAGGACACACAUCUAUAAUGGGCAGUACGGCCUCGCAACAAGCCAGGGCAAAUUGUGGCACGACUUUCGGUCGAAAGUCAAUCCGCACAUGAUGCAACCACGUACGGUUAAGGCACACGUAGCGCAGAUCAGCGAGGUGACCAGCGAGUUCGUGGACAAGAUGCGAGCACUGAGGGAUCCUGAAACCCUGGAGUUGCCGAGCGACUUCAAGAACGAAUUGCAAAAGUGGGCCUUAGAGUCAAUAUGUUCGAUCGCGCUGGAUUGCCGACUAGGGUGCUUGAAGCCUAAUCUUGCCGCGGAUUCGGAACCGCAAAUAAUGAUUAAUUGCGUGCACGAGAUGUUCGAUCUCAUGUACCGCAUGGAAAUUCUACUGUCUCUGUGGAAGGUGUACAAUACACGGAAUCUCAAGAAGUUCUUCCGUGUGCUGGAUACGCUUAAUGGAAUUGCCAGUAAACACAUCGAAAGAGCUAAGACGAAGUACGAAGCAAUGGGCGAUAGCGCGGAUCUGGGCGAACGUAGUAUAUUACAGAAACUUUUGCGUAUCGACAAGCAAACGGCACAGGUAAUGGCGCUCGAUAUGCUAACGGCUGGUGUUGAUACGACUGGCAACGUGUCCGGCAGCUUGUUGUAUUACAUCGCGAAUAAUCCAGAGAAACAGGAAAAACUGCGGGAAGAAGUAAUGUCCGUGUUACCGGACAAAACAUCGCCCGUCACGCAGGACGUCCUAAAUCGUACGAAAUACGCUAAGGCCUGCAUCAAGGAAUCCCUUCGAUUGUUCCCCAUCGCUGUUGCCAAUCUCAGAACUAUGCAAACUGAUGUUUGCAUAGGAGGGUAUAGAAUACCAGCAGGAACCGACGUCAUCGCUGGCCACUCUCUGAUCGCGAAGGAAUCCACGGAGUUUUCGCGAACGCAGGAGUACAUUCCCGAGAGAUGGUUGCGAGAUAACACGGAGUUUCCAUCAGCCAAGGAGGCGCAUCCCUUCGCGUACAUGCCUUUCGGAUUUGGCCCUCGCACCUGCAUCGGCCGACGAUUCGCCGAAAUGGAGCUCGAGACGUUACUCUUGACAGUCAUACGAAAUUUCCGGAUCGAAUGGCAUCACGGACCGCUCGAGUACGAAAGCCGAUUUAUAAACACGCUGGUGUCACCGAUGCGAUUCAAGCUCGUCGAUUUGUUCUCCGCCGAGACAGCCUCGUUCUCUCACGCCAGUUUCCUCGCGUUCCGUCCCGCAGCUCGAAAAAAAUAUACGAAUUACACGAUGGCAUCGGAAAACACGAUCAUGGACUCGGACUGCAUGACGCUGACGAGAUUCGUGCUGGCGGAGCAGCGCAAGGUGCCAACGGCGACCGGCGAUCUUACGCAGCUACUGAAUAGCAUACAGACCGCCGUAAAAGCCGUCAGCUCGGCCGUGAGGAAGGCCGGUAUCGCUAAUAUGUAUGGCAUCGCCGGCAAUAUCAACGUUCAGGGUGAGGAAGUCAAGAAGCUGGACGUCCUGAGCAACGAGCUCUUCAUUAACAUGCUGACGUCAUCCUUCACCACGUGCGUGCUCGUGAGCGAGGAGAAUCAGCACGCUAUCGAGGUGGAAACGGAGAAGAGCGGCAAGUACAUCGUGUGUUUCGACCCGCUCGACGGCUCCUCCAACAUCGACUGCCUCGUCUCGGUGGGCUCGAUCUUCGGAAUUUACAAAAAAUCCGAACAAUCCGGGGAAUCCACGCUGCAGGCCGCGCUGCAACCGGGACGGAACUUGGUCGCGGCCGGAUACGCUCUAUACGGCUCGGCGACUAUGAUAGUGCUCUCGAUCGGCCGUGGCGUUAAUGGGUUCAUGUACGAUCCGGCCAUCGGAGAAUUUAUACUGACCGAGAAAAACAUGCGUAUGCCUGACAGAGGCAAUAUAUAUAGUAUUAACGAAGGCAACGAGAGCACGUGGGACUCGUCUAUCAAGGAGUACGUACAUUCCAAGAAAUAUCCCGCAACCGGAAAGCCCUACAGUGCAAGGUACGUGGGCUCCAUGGUCGCCGACGUACACCGUACGAUUAAGUACGGCGGUAUCUUCUUGUAUCCCGCGAGCAAGAGCAAUCCCAACGGCAAGCUACGACUUCUGUACGAGUGCGUACCGAUGGCUUUCCUAGUCAAGGAAGCCGGCGGUCUGGCGACAAACGGAAAAAUUGAUAUUCUGGACAUCGUUCCGGAGACCAUCCAUCAGAGAUCACCCAUUUUCUUGGGCUCGAAAGACGACGUUAACGACGUAAUGGCCGAGACGGCGGGCGCUGAUAACGUUGCUAUUUAUUCUGCACGCACGCCCGGCUCUCUCCGGCUUAACCUCUUCACGGCGUGCAGCCCGGAAUGCAUCAUAGGAGCACGACCGACUAUUGAUCGGCCGGUCGACAGUGCGCCAGCGCAAGUCGAGGCCGGACGGACGAAGAGAGGCAUUCAUGAGCGCGAGCCGCCCUCGGCCGUAGUGCGUUUUGGUCGACAUUUGGCUGCCUAUGCUCGUCGUCCCACGGAAGCGCCCUUAGAUUCUACCAUAAUGUCCGGUGACAGGGAUUAUAUCGGCUUCGCGACGCUGCCGGAGCAAGUGCACCGGAAAUCGGUGAAGAGGGGCUUCGAGUUCACCCUGAUGGUAUUGGGUGAGACCGGUCUCGGCAAGUCGACGCUCAUAAACAGCCUCUUCCUCGGGGACCUGUACAAGGACCGGCGAAUUCCGGAUGCGGCGGAGCGGGUGGCUAAGACCACCUCUAUCGAGAAAAAGACAAUGGAUAUAGAGGAGCGUGGCGUUCGGCUCCGCUUAACGAUCGUAGACACGCCAGGAUUCGGCGAUGCGGUAAAUUGCGAGGAUACGUGGAAAGCGUGCUCGGCUUACAUCGACGAGCAGUUUCGCCAGUACUUUACGGACGAAAGCGGAUUAAAUAGGAAAAAUAUCCAAGAUAACAGGGUACACUGUUGUCUGUACUUUAUACCACCAUACGGCCACGGCCUCAGGCAGAUCGAUCUCGAGGUAUUGAGGCGCCUACAUCGGAAAGUUAACGUCGUUCCCGUAAUCGCGAAAGCGGACACUUUAACCACUCACGAGGUGAAAAAGUUAAAGGAGCGCAUUUUGGCGGACAUCGAGGAACACGAGAUUCAGAUAUACCAAUUCCCGGAUUGCGACAGCGACGAGGACGAGGAGUUCAAGCAACAGGAUAAGGAGCUGAAGGCCUGUAUACCGUUCGCGGUCGUCGGAAGUUCGACGGUGCUGGAGGUCGCCGGAAGGAAAGUUCGCGGCCGGCAGUAUCCGUGGGGCGUAGUGGAAGUCGAGAACCCGAAGCACAGUGACUUCGUCAAACUGAGGACGAUGCUAAUAUCGACGCACAUGCAGGAUCUAAAGGACGUCACGCAGGACGUUCACUACGAGAAUUUUCGGGCCCAAUGUAUUUCUCAAAUUUCGCAGCAAGCGAUCCGGGAACGGAGCAAACUGAAGAGAGAUUCCGGACCGCACUUCGAGAACAGUAUAUCCGACACGGACAGACUUCUUUUGCAGAAAGAUGAGGAGAUACGGAGGAUGCAAGAUAUCCUGGCGCAGAUGCAAGAGAAGCUCAAGGCGACCGGUCAGGUCGGCGGCGGUGUCGGAUUGCGAGGCCGCGUGGGUAGCCUCGGCAAUGAUCUCGAUUCCGCAGAUGUGGACAAGAAACGUAACAGUAUUAUAGACGUUUGAAGCGUAGAUUAUUCUCGGGAUACAUAUGUGUAUCCGGAAUGUAUAGGGCUUACCCUCCCGAGAGAUCUGUACAUAUUUCGUUCGACAGAUCAUCUUGACAUUACAUAUAAUUCUCGAGAUCGUAGCUUUAGUAUAAAUUUUCUAACUUUCGAAAUUAUAUAAAUUUUUAAAUUAUAUUUGCUUUAACCCUUCGCAAGUAACGUCGGGUCACUCGUGCCCUGGCGAAAGUGACUGUCCUGUAUAUCAAGUGUCUGUUUAUAUAAAUAUAUUGUUUAAACAAAUGAAAAAAUCGGCAAUAUCGCGAUUGAUCCUUAAAGUAGGAUAGUUAAUAAGGUAACAUGAAUUUUUUAAGAUUUCUUUAGAACACUAAAGUAUUUUUUAAGCGUCGGAAAUGAGUGACCCGACGUUACCAGUUACAGGUGCCGAAAAAGAUGUUACCCGCAAAGGGUUAAGUUAUAGAAUAUAAUUAUAGAAGCGAAUUUAUUACUAAAUAUUUCAUUAAUAUUUAUUAUUAAAUAUUUGCUCGUGUAUAAUAAACAAAAUUAAAGCCGACUAAUUGAAAUUCGAGUAAAAUAAAUUUGUCUCUAUCUAGAAGAAUUAGAAGUAGAAUUAGAAGUAAUUAUUAAAAUCAUUAAUUUCUUCUCGAUCACGUGCUAUCUUUUAUCACCGUUCGAAAGGGUAGACAAAGUAAUAGAACUGCCAAAGAUUCACCGAUGCUUAUCCGAAUAUUCGAUCAAAUCGAAUCCUGUACAGGUCUGUCGACUACACUCAAUACCGCUAACGUCAGUGAUACGCGAGAUCGGAAUGUAUUUUAUACUUAUACGUGCAUAGCUAAUUUAUACAAAUAAUAAACACGCGUAGUCGUAUCAGAAACUAUCGGGAGAUAUAUAUGUAUGUAACACUGCGUGUUCGUUGCAAAACGGACGUCGUAUAACUGAUCGCACAAUAAGCAUUGAAAUUCUCGGUGGAAGAUUCUCCCGUUUGGUUUAUCGUUCAACGCUAGUAUCAGAUUUAGAGUCCCGAGUGUAUGCCAAAGAAUUGCGAAAAGUAUUAAUUAGAAUUAACGUUCUAAAUAUACGCACAAUAAUCCGUAAUUAUAUAGAAUUCUAUAAGAAGAGUGUGUGUGUGUGAGAUAAAUUCAGUUGGAGAAACCAAAGAUCCGCGAUUUGCAGUCACUAUUUUACUGAUUUUUAAUAUUUUGUUUAAAUUCUUUUCUUGUGAGAAGGAAUGCGUAGAUGUUUUGUAACAAUAAACACAUUAUACCGUAAAAACGAUACGGUCAACUCGAGUCUCAACAAU